AUGGAGAAGCACAUCUUCUUAUUGAUUCUUCUCUUUCUAAUUCAAUUUUCUAUAUCACUUGCUUCCUCUAAUGAGACUGACCAACAAGCUCUGUUAGCUUUCCAAAAUCUUAUUACAAGUCCUAAUCAUUUUUUGGCCAAUAAUUGGACCAAAAAUACUUCUUUUUGCUCUUGGUAUGGUGUCACUUGCACACCAAAAAGCCAAAGGGUUGUGGCCUUGGAUCUUCCUAAUUUGCAACUUCAAGGCACAAUUUCCCCAUCUUUGGCCAAUUUGUCCUUCCUCGGUGUUCUCAAUCUCCAGAACAACAGCUUCCGUGGUGGCAUCCCUUAUGGACUUGGCCACAUGCCUCGCUUGCGAGUUAUUGAUGUUAAAAAUAAUCAGCUCAAUGGAAGUAUACCAACAAGUCUAUUUCAAAACCGGAGAGUUCAAGUAAUUUCAUUGGCUUUCAAUGAACUCAGUGGUGAAAUGUGGAGAGGGCCAUGGUAUGUACCCAAACUCAGAGUCUUAAAUCUCAGGAACAAUAGCCUCACAGGUAUAAUCCCUCCUUCUGUUGGAAAUGCCACAAAAUUGUUGAACAUCAAUUUGUCUGGGAAUAGAAUCAAUGGUAACAUUCCAAUGGAGAUCAGUAAUCUUAGCCAACUUGCAUUUUUGUUCUUGUUAGAUAAUCAAUUAACAGGUUCCAUUCCUCCAACACUGUUUAAUAUCUCGUCGCUACUUGGCAUAUCUCUGUCAUUCAAUGGCCUUUCUGGUCCUCUCUUGCUAGAUGAAGGAAAUAUUGUGUCAAAUCUGAAGCAUUUAAGUAUGUCUUUCAACCAAAUUUCUGGUUGCAUUCCUUCCAACAUAUGCCAACUCACAGAGCUCAAACUUUUGUCCAUAUCUUUCAACAAUAUAACUGGACACAUACCUAGAAAUAUUGGUUGUUUAUCCAAACUCGAAAGGUUUUAUAUUGGUGAAAAUCCAAUAGAAGGGACUAUUCCCACUUCAUUGGGAAAUAUUUCUACUCUGCAAUAUCUUGAUUGUGUCGACAAUUGGAUGAAGGGCAAAUUCCUCAAGAAUUAG
This is a messenger RNA of Solanum tuberosum (potato), 1059 nucleotides long. RefSeq names its product LRR receptor-like serine/threonine-protein kinase EFR. The transcript has a single exon. The record is from RefSeq and is a predicted model, not a curated record. Lineage: Eukaryota; Viridiplantae; Streptophyta; Magnoliopsida; Solanales; Solanaceae. Bases 1 to 1059 code for a protein of 352 amino acids. Gene Ontology annotation, molecular function: protein binding.